Gloeophyllum trabeum ATCC 11539 is the source of this 833-nucleotide messenger RNA. RefSeq names its product DUF1000-domain-containing protein. The transcript has 5 exons. Bases 126 to 689 code for a protein of 187 amino acids. The record is from RefSeq and is a predicted model, not a curated record. NCBI's taxonomy places the organism in Eukaryota, Fungi, Basidiomycota, Agaricomycetes, Gloeophyllales, Gloeophyllaceae.
CCCGGGUCCCUGGGGAUACCUUUGCCGGGUUCCUUUCAUUCGCUGGUUAAUCUAGCCGAUUCGACCGUACUUGCCACUUGUUGCACACUUGACCAGUGAAUCGAGCACUCUGACUGGGAUCUCCAAUGCAGCGUACGGCAGGUGCAAGCUCACGAACUCAAGGUGAUGUUUCAUCGGGAGACGUAUCGCUCCUGGAAUACCUUAACGUGUCACAGACGACAUGUCUAAACGAAUCAUUUGAACACGGCAUCAAGUCCAUACCUUCCUCGAGAAAAGCAAAUACUUCGGAUGCAUAUCUGCUCAGUGACGCGGACGAGCAGCUUCUUCUGACUAUCUCGUUCAAUCAAACAGUCCGGGUGCGCUCUAUUGUGAUCAAGAGUGCGAACUUGCCACAAGCACCCAAGGAAAUCAAGAUCCUUGUUAAUCGUCAAUCAGUCGGUUUUGAGGACGUCCAGGACGCGAGGGAGCCGGAAGUUGCCCAAGCCCUAGAACUCACGGAAGACCAGGUAAAGGAAGGGAAGCAAAUCCCACUGCGAUUCGUCCGAUUCCAAACGGUCAAUAGCUUGCAUAUCUUCGUUGCUUCGAAUCACGGUGGCGAGGACGAGACUCGUAUCGAUGCUAUCGACAUAUUUGGUGUGCCGGUAGAGACUACCAAGGACCUAAGCGGCCUGAAGAAACAAGAAGAAUAGGGAGGAAACAUGAGAUAUGAGCGAACCGCCUGAAGAUAAGAGAUCUACAUGUAAUGCACCCGCCCGACAUCGCUUCCUUCCUUACGUUAUACCCUGGUAUGUCGUUGCAAAUUGAACACUCGUUUGAGAAGUUCAUAUCCUCGG